ACACUACCUGCGACCUAGUACUCUCUUUCACUCUGACGCAAAAUAGAAACCCCCUGACCUGAAGUUGUCCUGAAACCCUACUACUCCCAAGUCACGUCAUCAGUCCGUCGGGCCUUCACCAUUGCAAAUUUGCAAUCCAGUCAAACAAGGGUUCCAUCAUCACUUGCAGACGUGCUUCAUGGCCAGUGAUUCACCUCCCAGUCCCGCCGUCGCCGGACGUGAUAUCGCGGUCGGCAUAAGUGGAAAGAGCUCACCUGUUGGGGCCGUCGCCGGAGGCGGAGAUGAGAUUUGCAAGAACGGGCAGAGUCCACCUCCUUGCGCCGUCGGAGUCGAGUGCCUGCUGCAUCCAUCUGUCCCUGUCGCCGCCACUGAAGACAAUAUCACAGUGAGUACUGCUGUCGCCGGAGACGGGCCUAAUGUCGGUUCCGGAUGCGGGCUACACGUCGGCGUCGGAGCUGGGAUCUCGUCCGAUGGAAGCAACGGUCACAGCUCUACUGAUUCUGCUGUCAUCGAAAGUGACUAUCCGGACCUUCAGCCCCAAGAUACAAACCUCGUGCUUGAAACUGGCAAUUUGGAGAGAGGUACUGGCUUUGAAUCUCCUAUCGAUCCGGUUAACUUCGAAACAAUCAACCCCUUUCUGGCUUUGAUUCCACGCAGUCGCUUGAGUGUUCGUCUACUUCCCGAAGUUUGGAGGAGCGAUAUGGGUAACUUUGCAAUGCUUGGUGGCCGUUUGUUUGAAACUGGCAACUUGGAGGAAGGUACAGGCAUUGACUUUGGAUCCCCGAUCAGUAUGGGCGGCACCCCUGUGCUUCCACCUGUUAAUGAGAAUGGCUUCACAGCCUUUACUCGCAGUCUGCUUGGCGCCUUUGGCUUUACCUCCGUGCCGAACAGUAUGGGUGGCACCCCUGUGCUUCCACUGGUUUAUGUGGAGGGAGAGGGAGGCCGUCUGCUUCCAGGCAUUGACUUUGCCUCCCUGCCGAUCAGUAUGGGUGGCACCUCUGUGUUUUAUAAUGUGGAGGGAGGCCACAUUGGCCACAUGCUUGCAGGCAUUGACAGUGCAUCCCUGAUCAGUAUGGGUGGCACUGUGAUCCAAACUGGCAAUGUGGAGGGAGGCCGCAUUCGCCGUAUGCUUGCAGGCAUUGGCCUUGCAUCCCCGAUCAGCAUGGGUGACACCCUUGUGAUCCAAACUGGCGAUGUGGAGGCAGGUUAUCUGCUUACAGGCAGCCGCUUAGGUGUUGGUAGGAGCGACAUAACCCCAAUGAACGAUGACUUCCGAAUGUACAUUGUGAAUGCUGAGCCUCAAAGUGGCAAUUAUCCACCUCCCUUGGAGAUGAGUGGGGACAAUUCUCAUUUGGUUCGACUACUGGAGCAGCACUUGAGGUCAAAUUGCUUUGUUAUACUGCUUGUGACAUCGGAAAUAUUAGGCAUGGUGUUUGAGAUUAUCUACCAGGAGUCUCACAUAAUGCCCUACUUCGUUAUUUGGAUUGUUUGUGUCACGAUUGUCAUGUAUGCGGCGCGCCGACUAGCUAUGAUAGAAGGCGGCAUGGCCAAUCGGGAGCAGUUUGCUGUUUACUCAAGAUGUUUAUCAUUCUUCCUUCUUGAGCUGCUCCAGUAUUGGGGGAUCCAUCAGGGAAACUAUGUAACUGCUUUGAAGAUCAUCCUCAAGGUCACGGGUGCGGUUAUUGGUUGGUGGGUGGUGGGAGUACUUCAAUCAUACAUGGAUGCAUUCGGUAUGCAUCUGCCACUUCGCCGUCGUGAGGAUUAAACUGAUAGAUGAGGAGGCAGGUAGCAGGCAAUGAGGGACUAUACAUUACAAGGGAGUAAUACGAGUAAUUUGCCCCUCCCCAAUGACUCAGUUCUCAAUCUAUACAUUCGUCUUCUAUCCACUCUUGUCUUUAUGUAUAUUAUUUUUUUAUUCAAAUGGGGGUAUACGACUCUUGUAGAACACACUCAGAUGGGCAUAUGUCUUAUGAACUCUAUCUUGUGAAUUGUUAUUAGAUGCUCGGCCCUCAUGGUCAGGAGUCAGGACUGCUUGUAAUAGUCUCUAAAAUGGGUGCUUUUUGGGUAUAUGUUCUUUUGUGAUUGAUAAGCUUAUUUAUAAC
Fragaria vesca subsp. vesca is the source of this 2102-nucleotide messenger RNA. RefSeq lists its product as uncharacterized. Bases 179 to 1765 code for a protein of 528 amino acids. The record is from RefSeq and is a predicted model, not a curated record. Lineage: Eukaryota; Viridiplantae; Streptophyta; Magnoliopsida; Rosales; Rosaceae. The transcript has 3 exons.